Molecule: messenger RNA, 824 nt
Organism: Brachypodium distachyon (stiff brome)
Lineage: Eukaryota; Viridiplantae; Streptophyta; Magnoliopsida; Poales; Poaceae
Product: cyclin-dependent kinases regulatory subunit 1
Exons: 4
Coding region: 182-454 (90 amino acids)
Biological process (GO): regulation of mitotic cell cycle
Cellular component (GO): SCF ubiquitin ligase complex; cyclin-dependent protein kinase holoenzyme complex
Molecular function (GO): protein kinase binding; cyclin-dependent protein serine/threonine kinase activator activity; ubiquitin binding
Source: RefSeq, a predicted model, not a curated record
GGCCGUCCAUCUCCACGCCGACGGCCCCGCCCACACGGUUCCUUUUUUAAAUAGAUACACUCGCCCACGCCGUCCUUCUCCUCCCCCCCAUCGGAUACUCGGCCGCUCCAUUCGUACCAACCUCCCGCUCCCCCUUCGUCCGCUCCGAUCCAAGAGGCUUGAUCGAGAACUGCUGGUGGAGAUGGGUCAGAUCCAGUACUCCGAGAAGUACUUCGACGACACCUUCGAGUACAGGCACGUCGUCCUCCCGCCGGAAGUCGCCAAGCUCCUCCCCAAGAACCGCCUCCUCGCUGAGAACGAGUGGCGUGCGCUCGGCGUUCAGCAGAGCCGCGGGUGGGUGCACUACGCGGUCCACCGGCCGGAGCCGCACAUCAUGCUGUUCCGCCGCCCGCUCAACUACCAGCAGCAGCAGGAGGCUGCGGCGGCCGCCGCAGCUCAGAUGAUGCCCAAGUGAUCGCCCCCUGGCGAUGGUGGUGGCGACCAUGGGUUGGAACUUGCAAAACCCUAGUCCCUUUUCAUCUCUUAAAGGGCGGUUGCGAUACUGCUAGUUUAUGCUGGUUUGUCUGUCAGGAUCUAGCGAUGGUUGUGGUGUCCACUGCGUGUUUGUGGAAAUGCCUGGAAGGAAACUGCAUUGUGUUAGUCUGUGUUAUCAUGGGUACUCUUGGUUGCUAAGUGUUAUGUGAUGGUACUGUUAUUAGAUCUUCAUGUGAUGAUCUGCUUGUGUUUUAGUGUUUACACUAUCCUGCAUAUCUGGUGUAUGUUAAGGAGUGUUGAAUCUUAAGUUAGCAAAGAGCAAUGAAUAUAAAGCAAUUGUUGCAGAUGAA